AUGUCCAUAACCAAAGCCUUGAACAACGCAUCAGUGACCACAUUCAUCCUCUUGGGAUUCACAGACCAUCCAGAAUUGCAGGUUGUCCUCUUUGUGACCUUCCUGGGCAUCUAUCUCAUAACUCUGGCCUGUAAUCUGGCCCUCAUCACUUUGAUUAAAAUUGACACCCGUCUGCAUACACCCAUGUACUUCUUCCUCAGCAAUUUGUCCUUCAUUGAUAUCUGCUACUCUUCUGCAGUGGCCCCCAAGAUGCUCACUGACUUCUUCCAAGAGCAGAAAACAAUAUCAUUCAUGGGCUGUGCUGCUCAGUUUUUUUUCUUUGUCGGCAUGGGUUUAACCGAGUGCUUCCUCCUGACAGCUAUGGCGUAUGACCGAUAUGCAGCCAUCUCCAACCCCUUGCUCUACACUGCCAUCAUGUCUCAAGGCCUUUGUAACCGAAUGGUAGUUGGGGCGUAUGUUGGUGGCUUCCUGAGCUCCCUGAUCCAGGCUACCUCCAUAUUUCGCCUCCACUUCUGUGGGCCCAACAUUAUCAACCAUUUCUUCUGUGACCUUCCACCAGUCCUGGCACUUUCUUGCUCUGAUAUUUUCCUCAGUCAGGUGGUGAAUUUCCUCGUAGUAGUUGCUGUUGGUGGGACAUCAUUCCUCAUCCUUCUUAUCUCCUACAGUUACAUAGUGGCUGCUGUCUUGAGGAUCCGCUCAGUGGAAGGCCGAUGGAAAGCCUUCAACACCUGUGCAUCACACCUGAUGGUGGUGACUCUGUUGUUUGGGACAGCCCUUUUCAUGUAUCUACGGCCCAGCUCCAGUUACUCAUUUGGCAGAGACAAGGUGGUGUCUGUGUUUUACUCAUUGGUGAUCCCCAUGCUGAACCCUCUCAUUUACAGUUUGAGGAACAAAGACAUCAAAGAUGCCCUGCGGAAGAUGUUGGCAAAGAAGAAAGUGUUUUCCUAG
Molecule: messenger RNA, 948 nt
Organism: Chrysochloris asiatica (Cape golden mole)
Lineage: Eukaryota; Metazoa; Chordata; Mammalia; Afrosoricida; Chrysochloridae
Product: olfactory receptor 5A1-like
Exons: 1
Coding region: 1-948 (315 amino acids)
Biological process (GO): sensory perception of smell; G protein-coupled receptor signaling pathway
Cellular component (GO): membrane
Molecular function (GO): olfactory receptor activity; G protein-coupled receptor activity; odorant binding
Source: RefSeq, a predicted model, not a curated record